This is a messenger RNA of Rubroshorea leprosula, 954 nucleotides long. NCBI's taxonomy places the organism in Eukaryota, Viridiplantae, Streptophyta, Magnoliopsida, Malvales, Dipterocarpaceae. The record is from the annotation of a GenBank genome assembly.
CAAAAUAUCCUUCUCCUGCAUGUUUAAAUUUCAGAAACAAGAUUGACAAAAUGUUAAUUUCGUUAAUAAUUCUUUCUGUAUAUUCUAUUUGUUGUUAACUAGGUGGUCGAUCGCUGAGAGUCGAGAAGCCGAAACGGCAAGGGACGAUGGAGAGCACGUGGAAAAUGAUUACGGAGAAGAAGGCAAUGCCGUUGUCUAGGCACCUGAAGAAAUCAGAGACUUUUAAGGACACAUGGGAGAAUCAGGUGAUCGUGGAUUCGCUGGCUGAGCCGUCGCCGGUGGUGAAGAAAUCGGAAACGUUCAAGGACCGGACCAAUUUCCAGCUGUCAGCAGCGCAAGUGAGCUCCUCCCCGGCUUCAGUACUGAAGCUGAGAAAGGAGCCGUCGCUGAGUCAGGACGAGUUGAAUCGGCGAGUGGAGGCAUUUAUAAAGAAGUUCAACGAGGAGAUGAGGUUGCAGAGGCAGGAAUCGCUUAAUCAGUAAAAGGGAAUGAUUGACCGUGGAAGCUAGUAAAUUAACAAAAGGGAAAUUAUUACUAAUUUUUACUAGUAUCAUAUAGAGCAGUUAAAGUGUGUUUUGGGAAAAAAAAAAAAACAUAUUAUUAAUUACAAAAAAGAAGGGAGGGGGGGAAGGACAGGGAAUAUGUAAAUUAAUUUUUGUAAUGUUGUUUUCUCCGAUGGUCUGAUCGUUUGAGUUAUUGAACAAAAAAAAAUGAUGUCUUACAAACUUUUUCCCAUUUUUAACUGAGGGUGGAUUUCAUUAGCAGAUAGGGUUUGAAACUUGUAAGAUGAUAGAAAUGUUUGUAAAAGAAGAUGACAAGUAGAUGCUCUUUUGUUUCGUCUAUCUGGAUGAAAUGAUCUUUCUUGCUAUUAUUUCAUUGAUAUACUUAUUUAGUUAUGAUCUAUAUCACUUUAAGAGGGUCUCUUUUUUUUUAGUAUAAAGAGAACAAUAUUAU